AUGUUAUCUGAAAUUAUCAACUAGAAAUAAUAAUACAUAAAAUCUGAUACUAUAACUUUGAGUGAUUUUGGAAUUCAAACAAUUGGAUAUUCUAAUACAUUUAAAAACAUGUAUGUGAUUUGGCUGAUUAUAAUAGAACUAAGUUACAUCUCACAGGAAACAAAAUAGUGAAAUUAGAUGGAUUAGAAUAAUUUACAAAUUUACAAUACUUAAAUUUGUCUAACAAUCAGAUUGAAAGUAUAAAGGAAUUCUAACAUGUUCCAUAAUCAUUAUAGUGUUUGUUUGUAGCUGGAAAUCCUUUUACUGCUAACUUGAAUUAUGGUUAUUCUUUGAUGUGCAUACUUAUGAAUUUAUAAUAGUUGGACAAUGACAAAAUAAAUAGAUAAUUAACUUAAGAAUAUUAAAUUAAGAUGCAAACAUAUGGUUUUCAUGUAUUAGCAUAUUUUGUACAUUUUAACAAUAAAUAAUUAACUCCUAUAUUUAACAAUAGAUCAAUAAAUUAUAUACAGAAGCUUUUAAUGAUAAUAGACUAAUUAGAAAAUUAAAAUAAAGAUGAAAUUUAAGGUUUAUGUCAAUAAUUGUAAAACCUAUAAUUUAAAAAAUCUAUUGCUGAUAUAAUCUUAAAGCAUAUCUGUAAAUUUGAAAGAGAUUAAUUCAAAAGUAAUAAUAUUAAUGUUUUCUUUGCUAAUUAAGCCAUGUAAUCUUAACAUACAGAUCUAUAGAAAUUUGCAGAUGAUGAAGGAUAUUAUUAAUAAGAAGUUCUUUAAGCUUUCAUUUCAUAUGAAGAUAAUCAAUAGUUUCCUACUUUCUCUUUAAACUAGGCUUAUAAUCUUGGGAUUCUAGAUUUUAUAUAUCAAAGUACUUUGACUCAAAAUACAACAUUUAGACCAUAGGAAGACAGAAUAAAAUAAUAUGUAGAACCACCACAAUAAAAUUUUUCAUUAAUCAAUAAAAGUAAUGCUAGUGUUUAGAAAAGCAUACUUAAACCUACUAGUUAUUCAGUAUCUACUUAAUCAAAAUUUGAUGAGUGUACUUAAGAAUAUCUUAAUAAUUAUAAAAAAUAAUAUCCAUUUUUGAAAGGAUUUGAAUAGCUAAAGAAGAGUUUGCAGAAAUAUUAUUUAUAAGAAUUCAAAUUGAAAUUAAAAAAGAAAAUAAAUAGAUUAAAUUAAUAAUGUAUAGCUGGUACAUUUAAAUUGGAUUACUUUAAGAAAUUAUAUUAAAGAUACUUAAUUAAAAUAGCAUUGCAAUAGAUCAAUAGAAAAUCAAAAAUAUCUAAUAUGAUCAAUAUUCUAUAGAUCUAGAGAAAACAUUAGUAAUUGUUAUCUAUUAAACAUAUAAAGAGUGUUGUUUAUGUAUAAAAGAAUAUGGCAAAUUUACAAAGAUAAAUAUAUUUAAAAAGAGCUGUAUUUAAAUAUUUAAAUCCAAAAAUAAGGUAUGGAAAGAUAGCUAAAAAACUAUAAUUAAAGUUGUUAAUAUUAAAAAUAAAUGGAAUUUUAAGAGAAGCAUUAAAAUAAAUAAAAAUUACAGCUUUAACAUUUAAAGUAGAGAUAAGGAAAGACUUAGCAUUUUAAGUAACAUUAAAAAAGGAAAAGAAAUAAGAGUCACGUGCUUUAGAGAAUUUUAGAAAACUAAGAGAGUUGGGUAAUACUUAAUAUUGA
Messenger RNA from Paramecium pentaurelia, 1658 nucleotides. NCBI's taxonomy places the organism in Eukaryota, Ciliophora, Oligohymenophorea, Peniculida, Parameciidae. The record is from the annotation of a GenBank genome assembly.